Molecule: messenger RNA, 1896 nt
Organism: Cuscuta campestris
Lineage: Eukaryota; Viridiplantae; Streptophyta; Magnoliopsida; Solanales; Convolvulaceae
Source: the annotation of a GenBank genome assembly
GAGCAAUCAAUUCAUUCCUUAUAUUUGACGGUCGUAGAAGACACAACACUACAGGUAGAACUCACUGUGGGUACCCCCACCCCCACCCCAACCCCACCCCACCCACCAGAUUCUCAUACUGCAUGGAGAAGAUGAGAGGUUCAAGCUUGAGAAGCCUCACAUUAAUGGUGAUGUCUGCAAUUCUUGUUUGGUCAUCAUGGAAUGUCCAAACCUGCAAUGGAACAAGGCAUUUGAGGCCAACCAAGGGCGCCCGCGCCGCCUCCGCCGCCCCUGCUUCUUUGUACAGCAAAACUGGCAAAUAUAACGGCGGCAACCCCCACCAACAAGGCAAUGCCGGUAAAACGAAGCCGAAACGCCAAUCCCCACCGCCGGGAAAGGGGUGCGGGGAGGACGAAGCCGGUGGCUCUGUCUUCAACGUGAUGGAUUUUGGAGCAAAGGGAGACGGAAAGACCGAUGAUACCAAGGCAUUUCAAGCAACAUGGGCCGCAGCUUGUAAAAUGGAGGCUUCAACAACAGAUUUCGAGUUCCUUGUUGGGCCCAUUUCUUUCUCCGGGCCUUAUUGCCAACACAACAUCAUUUUCCAGCUUGAUGGCACAAUCAUAGCACCAACAAGCUCAAAAGCAUGGGGUUUAGGGCUUUUCCAAUGGCUAGACUUCACCAAGCUGGUUGGGCUAACAAUACAAGGGAGUGGAACCAUAGACGGGAGCGGCUCGGUCUGGUGGAAAGACUCCCCGCUCGACGAUCCCAUAGACGACGAAAUCAAACUCAUCUCCCCAUUAAACAACAGAACAAAUCCCCCCACAACAAUUCCAGUGAGAAGUUCACUUGCAGGGAAAAUGCCAAGCUUGAAGCCAACAGCGCUUCGUUUCUACGGGAGUUUCAACGUGACGGUCACGGGCAUCACCAUUCAGAACAGUCCCCAAUGCCACCUGAAAUUCGACAACUGCGUAGGGGUAUACGUGUACAAUUUCACCGCAUCGUCGCCUGAAGAUAGCCCCAACACAGAUGGGAUCCAUCUGCAGAACUCGAAAGAUGUCGUUGUCCAUACCAGCAACCUUUCUUGUGGAGAUGAUUGUGUAUCGAUUCAAACAGGAUGCACGAACGUAUACAUACACGACGUGAACUGCGGGCCCGGGCACGGAAUCAGCAUAGGAGGACUAGGGAGAGACAACACGAAAGCUUGCGUCUCAAACAUCACCGUGCGAGACAUAACGAUGCAUAACACCAUGAAUGGUGUGAGGAUUAAAACAUGGCAGGGAGGAUUAGGGUCGGUGCAGGGUGUCCUGUUUUCAAACAUUCAAGUCUCCGAAGUUCAACUGCCCAUAGUGAUUGACCAGUACUACUGUGACAAGAGAGUGUGCAAGAACCAGACCGCAGCAGUGGCUCUCUCGGGAAUCCACUACGAGAACAUAAGAGGGACAUACACCGUGAAGCCGGUUCACCUUGCCUGCAGCGACAACAUGCCGUGUCUGGACGUGACCCUCGACAGGAUCAAACUGGAGCCGCUGCAGGAGCGGUACCACAUGUACGACCCCUACUGCUGGCAGACAUUUGGCCAGCUGUACUCUCCCACUUCCCCUCCGGUUCGGUGCUUGCAAGUCGGCAAGCCUUCGAGCAACAGGAUUCAGGUCGAUCACGACCAGUGUUAAAAACUUUUUCCUGGGCCCACAACGGACCUCGAGCUUUUCGUUGUGUCGGUUCCUUGUAUAGUAUGUGUGUAUUUAUUUGUGAGGUUGGCGUGGUUUUUGCCAACCCCCCCCCCCCUCACACCAUUAGUAAAAAAAUACUACAUUUUAGUAAGUGUUUUUUUUUUUUGUGUUAGGAUUUUUGUUGAAAGUCAUGUGUCAUAAUGUAUUAACAUUUGGAAUAUAUAGUAAAGAAACUUCUUGGCUGGUU